Hymenoscyphus albidus is the source of this 3231-nucleotide messenger RNA. The record is from the annotation of a GenBank genome assembly. Lineage: Eukaryota; Fungi; Ascomycota; Leotiomycetes; Helotiales; Helotiaceae.
AUGCUCAAAGGAAAUCCACCAAGUCAGUCCCAUCCAUGGGAGAGGCUGCAGCCACCAUCGCGCGUUUGUCAAGAAAUCCGCAUCCCGCCUUUCCAGAAGAACUCCUCGGCGGCGGCAUCCCCAGUCUCCAGAAGCGCUGAUCGUCAGUUAAAUAUGACGUGGGGAGAGCAAUUGCCGCUGCCGUUCUGUCCCCCUCUGCCCGUGCCCGUGCCAGUGCCAGUGCUCCUGCCUGCCGCGACAGCCCUACCAGAAGGAUCAGCAGAGACAGGAUACGAGGACGCGUUCCUGGAGUUUUCCAGUUGGCGUUGGCGAAGCGAGGAGGACACUGACGGCGCAGCAUCACCACCACGUACCGGCACCGCUUCGUCGAGUCCUCUCCACCACGACAGUGGAAAUGCGACUGUCAUGACACCGCAGACGGGUAGUAGUUACGUGAUGGUACACAAGAGAGCUCAUUCCAACGGUUCGUCGACGGGGGGAUCCGAUCAUCAGGGGGGGUAUUCCGUACCGAGAAGCCAAGGGUCAGUGGGCGAGUGGGCGAACGGUGGAGAGAUGGAGGUGGAGGAGGACAACUAUCAGCCUCAUGAUCCGAAUACCAUUCUGUUCAGCAUGUAUGGACCAGGUAUGUGUUCUUUUUUUCUUACGUAUCCGAAAGCUUCAUAGAUGGAGAAAGCGCUCACUCUCACUUUCAUCGACGACUCCAUGAGAGAUGAGACUACCGACAGACAGACAGCCAUCCAAACAUUCUGACCAAAAUGAUCUAGUACCCUCCCCCAUCCACAAUCCAUAUUCGCCGGAUCCAACAGGCGUGAGUAUUUAUGGAGAUAGUCCAGCCUCCCACGAGUAUGGGCUGCAUAUGCAGCAAAACGCCUCAUCUAUAAACCAUUCAGGCGCGCUGGUUCCAAACAUGGCCUUAUCACCCCGAACCUCAUUCUUCAUUCAUGAGGGUCCCGAGAGUCCGUGGACUCAUAUGCAGCCAUCCCGAGUCCCCACCGAAGGGUAUGAACCAAGAUAUGUCGCCUUCGUCCCAUCUCCAGAGCCAGCCGCCAAACCGGUCCCCGGGGAGCUGCAAAAUGUGGCUGCCUCCUUUCAGAUCAUUGAGUAUUCCGAAGGCCAAAGUAAGUCGUCGAAGAAAAAUGAUCGAAAACCGGAUCGGAAAAGUCGUCCCCCGCGACUGCCGGCGAAGGCGAAGGGCAAGAAACCCAUCAAUCAUACGUGGGAACAUCAUUCUGUCGUGCAACAGGAUGGGUUUGCACUCUUGACGAAACCGCAGGAGCAAGCCAAAGUACGACACGGUGUCAGGAAAGGGAAGUUGGAUCCGGAUGCUGCGGAGAAGGCGCGGAAGGUUCGAAAAUUAACGGCUUGUUGGAACUGUUGGAUCCAGAAAGUUCCCGUGAGUCCAAUUUCAUCUCUGUCCGCGGUUAGGAAAUGGAUGGAACUGAUGAGGGAAUUAGUGCUCGAUUGGGAAACCGUGUGAGAGAUGCAAGAGACAGUUCUCGCCCUUGGGGACUCAGGUUUGUAACCGGUCACACUUCAAGGACUAUCAGCCAAUCUUCUACCCAGGUACCCUUCCUCUCCCAAUUCUUUGAUAACUGGCUGGUUGGAUGUCUGGCUCACCGUUUCAUCAGAGUACCUACAUUCGCACUUCAAGAAGCGCAAGAUCGAAGAGCUACUCAGUGACCACACGAACGGCUUCGACGACAAGGUUCUCGAAGUAGCCGUCCACGCGGGCGUAUGUUUCAAGCCACUCGUGCUGGUGGUGAAUCUCUUCCGCGUGAAGGGGUUCGACCUAGUACAACAACAUCGCUUAACCGUCAACCGAGAACCGCAAUACGGUGGACUUGUACUUCAGGAUAGUGCUCCGAUAGGCCUAUUCGGUCUGUCCAUGUCGGAGUUGAAGGAUAAGUGUAAAGAGCAUAUCGAGGAGAUGAUCGAGAAUCCGUAUUAUGUUAUGCAAGUCACGGCUGCAGAGCCCACUCGGAUUCCCUACGUGAUAUUACUCGCAGCUCAACAAUACAACACCACAGCAGUAAGUCCAUUCUCCACCAACACAAUAGUAAAGAAGACAAACAACUAACUCAACUCAACUCAACCAGGGCCCUCUCAUCUCCCAAGCCCUAAUGCUCCACGGAAUCCACUACUACAUGAAAUCCUUCAUCACCCUCACCGAAGACUCCGCCAGGAGCGUCUACCCCGCCAUGGCCAUGCUCGGCGCCCAACGCGCACAAUACGUCUCCUCGCGCCUGCUCAACCGCCAAAUCAAAUACGCCAUGCACAAACUCAGCCGCGAGAUCACCAUCUCCGUCCUCGAAGGCCUUGAACGCACGAUGCGCACGCGCACGCGCGACUCCUGGGGCGUGGCCUUCUGCGCCUUCCUCGUGCUCUGUCUGUGUAUGGAGGGUCUGCAGAUCGCGUCGGAUACGUAUGUGGUGUGUGAUAUGAAGAAGGCGGGGGGGUCGGCGUAUUCAAGGAGUGAGAGUUGGGCGGCGUGUCGGGAGAUUGAUGAGUUGCCUUUUAGGCAGUGUAUGAAGUUAUUUCAUGAUAUUUAUCGGUCGCAUCGGGAGGCGCAGAGGGGGAGGGAGGCGGGGUUUAAUCCGUUGAGUGGGUUGGCGACAGGGGGGGGGACGGGGUUGGAUCAUGAGGCGGAUGUGAUGGUGAGGUCGAUUUAUGAGAUGAUUAGUACUUCGUGUAAGAAAGAGCACUACCUACUCUCCCAUUCCAUUCCAUUCCAUUCUGUAAAUAGAUGAUUGACUGACUGACUGACUGACUGACUGACUGACUGACUGACUGACUGAUUGGUUUUACAUACAGACUCAGAAAUCAUCACGCUCUCCAAUAAUCCACUUCUCGUCAGUGCCCCCAACCCGAAUUUCGACUACGACUUCGAUCCCAAACUUAUCAAAGCCAAUGGUGCGGGACGUUUGGUCGCCAUCUUCUUGAGAAGUUUCUUUCCUCCUGAUUGGAGCCCGCCUAUCUAAGAUGGUGUGGGCAUCGAAGCAUGAAAGAAAUGGUUUACCCAUCGAAGCAUGAAAGAUAUGUUCUACACUUCAACACGUGGCGGAGAUGAAAAAAACGCAUUUGUACUUUUUGCGAAUCCUACGGUUCAUUUGUAUGUAUUCUGAGGAAUAGGAAUAGCGUGGCGUGGCGUGUGGUGUUUGUUGGUGGGUAUAUGAUAUGAUAUGAUAUUAUUAUAUAGAUAGGUAUAGUACAGUACUUGUAGGCAAAUCCGUU